AGUCCUUGGUUCAAAAAGAAGAAACUAUUGUAAGCCUCUUUCCUCGCUAGUCUGGAUCCCUUUUCUCCCUCCCUCCCCUCCCCCUCCCCCAUCCUUUCGCUCUUCUUUCCCGGGGCUUUGGAACGUGGUGAAUUGUUUGGAAGUUGGGGACCCUCCCUGCUGGCCCAUGGCUGUGAUCGCUUCUGAACGUGGCCGGGCACUCCCCACAGCCCCGGAGCAGGAGUUCAGCACCGAGGGGUUACCCCGAGCCUUCCUGCAGAGCCUGCGCACCCUCUUCGACAUUCUGGACGAUCGACGGCGGGGAUACGUCCACCUCCUGGAGAUUGAGUCCCGGUGGCAAGGCGCGGACACGAGAGAACUUCCAAGGGGUGUCCUGGAAGGACUGAGGAAGGUUGCCCCAGCCAGCGGGUACCUGACCUUCGAGAGGUUUGUAAUAGGGCUGAGAACUUCUCUGUUGAGUGCUGAAAAUGGGGCCCCUCAUGCCAGAGCCCCGUCGGGGACACGGGGCCAGGCGUCCCAAGCCAAACUGCUUCCCACGGGUCCCGGGACUUGCAAGGCUGGUGCGGGCCAGGGCCGGGGCAAACUGGCCCUUGAGAAGCACCACCAGCGGCUCAUCUUCGCACCCGCAGACGAGCCCCGGACGCUGCUGGAGAAGAAACCUUUGUCCCUGGGAGUUCGCUACCCCCACGCGGGAUCGAGCUGCUCCUCCCGGAGCCUGGAGAAACUCCCCAGCCCUCAGGAAGCUGGGUGUUACCCCGGGGAUUUGGAACGGCCCAAGAGCCAGGCUCUUCAGAGCCCUGGAGGACUGGUCCUGGAGCGAAGUCUGAGCGGAGAUGCAGGCACUGAUGUCUGGACUGUGGGACGAUGCCUUAGUGAAAAUUGUACUGCUGGCGGCUCUGGGAAGCAUCCAAGGGGCCGGGGGGAGCAGCGGCGGCAUACUAUCACCAACGGAGUGGAUUAUGACAUGCUAAAGCAGAUGAAGGAGCUGGAACAAGAGAAGGAUGCACUUCUACAGGGGCUGGAGAUGAUGGAUCGAGGGAGGGACUGGUAUCACCAACAGCUCCAGUGGGUGCAGGAACGACAGCGCCAUCUGACCAAGAACAAGAAAAGCACAGAUUUUGGGGCAGAGGGGAGCCCCAGCCCACUGGGUCAGCUGUUGCCCAAAUUGCAAGAAGUUAUUCGUUGCCUGGGGGAGCUCUUGGCUGCUGCCUGUGCGGGAAGGGUCCAGGCUGUCCCCAGCCCUUGCUCUGCCCCCCCCACAGUAUCCCCUCUUUCUGGGAGACAUCAACAGACCAUACUCAUGCUGAAGGAACAAAACCGUCUUCUAACAAAGGAGGUAACAGAUAAGAGUGAGAAGAUCACACAGCUAGAGCAAGAAAAGUCGGCCCUGAUCAAGCAGCUCUUUGAAGCUCGAGCUCGAAGCCAUCAGGAAGCCAGCCAGCUGGACUCCACCUUCAUCUAAGCCUGUGGGCAAGAAUGCUAGUGCCACGGAGAGCUCUCGCCCUUGUGGUGGGUGUAGAGUCUUUUCCUAGUCCCUGCCCCAGCACAGGCACAUUCUGGGCCGCCUCUGCUUGGUAUGGGCAGAGAUUCAUCAGACUGGCAGAAACUCUGCAUAGCCCCCGCCUCUGGCCAUAGUGGAGGACACCGUUUCUCUCUGACCACUGGGUGUGCAGCCAUGACCAAAGCAAGAGGACUCCUCGUCCAGGCUCUGGGGAGAAGUACCUAUUAAGAGACGUUGGUACCACCUCUGGCAGGAAGGAAGCUCCCUCAGUUAGUCCCAGGGAGUCUUCCCUCCUCUCCCUCUCUCCACUGCCCCUUUCUUCCUUUGGUGAGCCAAGCCUUGAGUAGAAAUCACAUUCCUCCUUCUUGCUACAUGUGUGACCUAGCUCCAAAUCACUUUAUUUUCCUGACUUUCAAUUUCCUCCCUUGUAAAAUGAGACUGAAGGGAUAACCUCAUAGGGUCAUUUUAAACCUUACAACAGGGGUCCUCAAACUACGGCCCGCGGGCCAGAUGCCGCAGCUGAGGACGAUUUUCCCCCUCACCCAGGGCUAUGAAGUUUCUUUAUUUAAAGGCCCACAAAACAAAGUUUUUGUUUUUACUACAGUCAGGCCCCCCAACAGUUGUUGUUGUUUUCACUAUAGUCCGUCCCUCCAACAGUCUGAGGGACAGUGAACUGGCCCCCUAUUUUAAAAGUUUGAGGACCCCUGCCCCUGAACUGGGCUGUUUUCUCAAUGUCUCUUCUCUCCCCACCCUCCCCCUGUCUUGGUCUGUUCUCCUCAAAGUAGAGACUGUCUUGAAAAGAAAAUGGACUGUUAGGAGUAGUCUUGAGACGGGAGUAUCCCUUUCUCAGGGCCGAAGUCUAGGGGGCUUGCUGUAUGGAACCCUUAUCCCCAUUAGCAAUUACUGGAACCGUGGCUGAGAGGAAGAGGGCUGGAGAGGCUAUUCUUUGUUAGGGAAUGGAGGGUAUCCAGAACAUACCCUCUUCCCCUUCCCCUUCCCCCCUUCAAAGUGUUUACAGGGAAAAUCCUAGAGCAUUUAUGUAAGAAUGGGUUUUUUAUGGUGAUUGCCCCACUGUUGGGAAUGGGUAUAGCUGCUAUCUGUCUGUAGUAAAGUUGCACAUCAGUCCAGAUGUUUUCACUCUUAGCUACAUCCACUUCUAAGCACUGAAUCUUGAAGUGAAGGGGUGUUCCAGGAGAAACCACAGGGGGACUUGCCGUAUGAGACAUUUUUUAGGAAGUAAUUCCCCACUGUACCCCUAGAGGGCAAAAUACUCAGUCCAAAGUUCCCAACAGUUGGUUAGAAGGUAUCUAAUAAACACCUACUGUAUUCUGUAAAGUGCCAGACCUGAGGGCAGGAAGACCUGAGUUAAAAUAUGACCUCAAGCACUUAGUAGCUGGGUGACUGCUGUUUGCCUCAGUUUCCUCAUCUGGUAUAGGAAAGGGCAAAUCACUGCAGUUUCUGUGCCAAGAAAACCCCAAAAGGGUCGGGAAAAGUUGGACAGGGCAGAAUAUGGAUCAC
Molecule: messenger RNA, 3019 nt
Organism: Sarcophilus harrisii (Tasmanian devil)
Lineage: Eukaryota; Metazoa; Chordata; Mammalia; Dasyuromorphia; Dasyuridae
Gene: SAPCD2
Product: suppressor APC domain containing 2
Exons: 6
Coding region: 167-1462 (431 amino acids)
Source: RefSeq, a predicted model, not a curated record